Messenger RNA from Pseudo-nitzschia multistriata, 885 nucleotides. The record is from the annotation of a GenBank genome assembly. Lineage: Eukaryota; Bacillariophyta; Bacillariophyceae; Bacillariales; Bacillariaceae.
AAUUAUUGGGUUUUCUGCACACAAAUUAGUGGAAAAACAAUUUAUCUAUCUAUCGACCAAUCUUUGAUUCGGACAUCCCUCAACAACUCUACGAACGCAAACCAAUUUCCGGUCUCCGCCAUGGUUGCCACCAAGAAAAGCUCGUCCAAAUCCACCGUAUCGAAGGCAAAGACCKGCGCCGCGAAGAAAUCGAAGAAAGGCAGCAAAGCGGCCAUGCCCUCGACCGAUCGAAUCGUCCUAGCCAUUGCGUCUCGGCACGGCCUCGGCGAGGAGAAGCCCUCCCGCGACAUGGUCAUGGGGCUGGCCCUGAUUACCAACAAGAAAUCCUUUAACACGACGCUUCUCAACAUUCGGAAAAAGGAGGGCUGGAUUGAGUACGACAAAGACACUGUCUGGCUCACGGAAGAGGGGAGGAACUACGUUGGUCCAAAUGCCGUGGCCGUUCCCMAGACCAACGACGCGAUGCAGGCCCGGCUGCGAGAAGAUAUGGUCAAGGGGUUGAAGCCCCGCCAGAUCUUUGACAUUAUGCUGGACGGUCGCUGGUAUACAAGGGAGGAACUCGCCGAUGCCAUGGGAAUCCCCAACAACAAGAGCUUUGGGACGUACGUUUCCUCGCUGCGCAAGGUGGUGGUGAGAGAUGGGAAAAAGAUUCGGCUGUCGGACAUUUGCUUUCCCUGCGGUCGCCCGUGAGCUAGGGUUGUUGCCAGAGGAUGCCGCAACAAGGGAUGGAGCCACAGAGGGUAUGCCCAUCCGCUUCGGGUAUGAAUCAGUGCCCCGAGGAGCAAUCUUUUGAACGACUACAUGUACAUUUUUGGACUCAUGCAAACAAGAAACUACACGGGGUACAGUGAUGCCACUCAGACAUAACUUAAAAGACAUUAUGAU